AUGUUUGCUUCCAGAGCAGCGAAGCGGAACCUGGAUGAGAAGAGCUUCUACGGGGGGGUCCUGCACGUGUGCUAUGUCCCGGAGUACGAGACGGUGGAGGACACGCGACUAAAGCUGCAGGACCGGAGGAGCUACGUGGCCAGAGUAGCCCGGAACAGAGCCAGGAAAAGUAGAGACAAAGAAAGGAUUUGUGAGAGGCCCACACCGUCGGAGACGGUCACACCGGACCGGACCCGCACCGGACAGCCUCAAAGCUCCUACAGGGAGGGAACAGGUGGGACUUCAGGUGUUCCCCACCACUCAGGCUUCCCUCUGCUGCCACCACCUCCACGAGAACAUGGUCUCUACGGGCCUCAGUACCAGCCAACGGAGGACAAAAUGGGAACUUUACAUAACGCCACGCCUCACACACAUCAACAGCAGCUGGAGAGUUUAAGCUCCGACCAAACGGCCAGCAGAGGUCAAAGCACAGACAGCAGACUGGCGUCCAGUCAGACCUCUGUGGUCCGAUUUGUCCCGAGAACCGCACACUUGCAGAACAGGAAACGGAAAGUGGACGAGGUUCCACAAGAUUCGUCGACUAUUUCUGAAGAAACUGGACCCUUAAUCGGACCAAAACUGCCAGAGUCACCUAAGCUGAACAUGGAGGACGAAUCACUGAACACAACUGUAAACCUCAUCCGGAACACAAUGAAGCAGUCCUGUGGGAAAGGAAAUGUUGGUGAUAUCUAUUAUGAUAAACUGGACUUAUCUGUGUUCUGGAUCGAUGUGGUGGCACACAUAUCUAAAUAUCGGGGCAGGAGAGCUCUCACCAUCUUCUUGAACGUGAUGUCGACCAGGUCUUUGACUCCCUCGUCGGGGUCCUCCUCCGUGGGCUGCCGGAUGAGGCAGUUCUUCAGCAUGUGGAACAUCUCCUCUCUGGCGAUGUACUUGUCGCCGUUCAGGUCGUACACGUUGAAGCAGUCUGAGUCGGCAGAAAACAGGGACAGGCAUUGGCUCCCAGGGGCACGAGAGGGUCGGGGAGAGGGGAUCAGUAAGGACAGAAAAGCAAAGCUGAAAACUUGCACUUUAUUUUUUCGUCCAACGUCCCCCGAAGAAAAACGGACAGUCCCUCGAUCCACUCCUCCACGGAGAUGA
Molecule: messenger RNA, 1137 nt
Organism: Menidia menidia (Atlantic silverside)
Lineage: Eukaryota; Metazoa; Chordata; Actinopteri; Atheriniformes; Atherinopsidae
Source: the annotation of a GenBank genome assembly